This is a messenger RNA of Artibeus jamaicensis (Jamaican fruit-eating bat), 3395 nucleotides long. It is a transcript of the gene MACROD2, whose product is annotated as mono-ADP ribosylhydrolase 2. The record is from RefSeq and is a predicted model, not a curated record. Gene Ontology annotation, biological process: purine nucleoside metabolic process; DNA damage response; peptidyl-glutamate ADP-deribosylation. The coding region runs from base 233 to 1591 and encodes 452 amino acids. The transcript is spliced from 19 exons. Gene Ontology annotation, cellular component: nucleoplasm. NCBI's taxonomy places the organism in Eukaryota, Metazoa, Chordata, Mammalia, Chiroptera, Phyllostomidae. Gene Ontology annotation, molecular function: ADP-ribosylglutamate-[protein] hydrolase activity.
CUGAGGUGCUUCAGUGAGGGUGUCCGCGGAGCUGAGACGGGUGGGAACCAAAGCAGAGCGCGGGCUGAGGGAGGAGAGCGGCAACUGGAGAGCAGUGAGCGGCGUGGAACGCGGAGCCUUUUUCACAUAUUCCCUCCCGAGUGCCCCCUUCCACCCCUCCCACUCCACACCACCCUGUUUGCCGGUGAGCCUGGGGAACUUGCACCUUAAAGCCAGCCACCCCCACGGCAACAUGUACCCCAGCAACAAGAAGAAAAAGGUGUGGAGAGAGGAGAAAGAACGCUUACUGAAGAUGUCCCUAGAGGAAAGGCGUAAAGAAUACAUAAGGGACUAUGUUCCCCUGAACACUAUCCUAUCUUGGAAGGAGGAGGUGAAGGGCAAGAUCCAAAAUGAUGAAGAAAAUACUCAGGAAACAUCACAGGUGAAGAAAAAUUUGAGUGAAAAAGUUUCCCUCUAUAGAGGUGACAUCACAUUGCUAGAGGUAGAUGCUAUAGUCAAUGCGGCAAAUGCCAGUCUCCUUGGAGGAGGAGGUGUGGAUGGCUGUAUUCACAGAGCAGCUGGCCCUUGUUUGCUGGCUGAGUGUCGUAACCUGAAUGGCUGUGAAACUGGACAGGCGAAAAUCACAUGUGGCUAUGACCUGCCUGCAAAAUAUGUCAUCCACACUGUAGGGCCGAUAGCAAGGGGCCACAUAAACGGUUCCCACAAGGAAGACCUUGCAAAUUGCUAUAAAUCAUCUCUGAAGCUGGUGAAGGAAAAUAACAUUAGAUCAGUUGCAUUUCCCUGCAUUUCAACAGGCAUUUAUGGUUUCCCGAAUGAGCCUGCUGCAGUGAUUGCCCUCGGGACCACUAAGGAAUGGCUAUCCAAGAAUCACCACGAGGUGGAUCGAAUCAUCUUCUGUGUCUUCCUAGAAGUUGACUUCAAAAUCUACAAAAAGAAAAUGAACGAAUUUUUCCCUGUAGGUGAUAAUGAAGAAAAAGAUGUUGACAUGAAAGAAGAUUCAGAGGUGUUAGAGCCAAAAGGCCUCUCUCCACCCCACAAGAAGAGCAAAGCAAAGAAGCCAGAAACUUUCAAAGAUUCUAGCGAGGAUGAGAAUGGUCCAGAGGGAAAACAAAGUGCAGAAGAAAUGGAAGGGCAGAGCCAAGAAGCAGAUGGUGUCAAUGCUGCUACUGUGCACAGCCCUGCUUCAGAAGAGGCAGCUGAAGUCUGUAAAGAUGAAGAAUCUGCAAAGGAUGACAAUAUUACAAAAGGCAGUGAGGUAACAGAUCAUGCUGUGUGUGACCAAGAUAAUCCUAAUGGACAAGAGAAUGAUUCAAUGAAGAAUGAAAUAAAAAUUGAGACAGAGUCACAGAGCUUGUACAUGGAAACAGAAGAGCUUCCAUCAAACCAAGAAGAUGCCACGAUUGUAGAGCAACUGGAAGUGAUGCCAGUAGCAGGUGACCAAGAAGAAAAAGUGGAGAAAGCUCAAGGUGAGGACACGCCUAGAGUUUCUGUGAAAAGCAAAGGCUCUGGUGACACAGAAGGCUCGACAAGUCCUGAUGUUGAAAUGAAUAGUCAGGUUGACAGUGUAAAUGACCCAACAGAGAGUCAGUAAGAUUAACUACGAGGGGCACAAGGUGAAGCAAAGGAGCAAAGAAAUGGAAGUCAACGCCAGUCCUCAGCAUUACAGGGCCUCUGCUGGCCCUGGGGAAGAUGGGAAGACAGCGGCCAGAGCUAUGGAGGAGGGUGGGGUGGGGGUAGGCAAGUCCCAUGGAAGGACCAGAAAUCCUUUGCUCUAAUUUCGCCAGCUGUAUUUUAUUCUGUUUACCUGCAGAAAAAAGGAAAACAAAAACCCUUUAAUUUGGUGGGGCACCCCCACUAACGCAUCUGUCAGGCUCUAUUCCUGUAAUUUCUGUCUUUUCUCUCACAGCUUUGCCCCAGGGUCAUGAUUUCGCACUCAUGUGUGUAGCCUGGGCCCUGUCUGUUUUCUCAGUUAUUUCACAAAGCUGGUCGAACAGCGGUUUCUUCAAAGAAACAAAGGAAGAUGAUUGUUGCAUAAGCUGCAGUAUAAAUAUCAGGAAUCACCAAGCCCAAUGUCAGUGUAAUCCACAGGCAAAAGAGGCAGAAUAGAAAAUAGGCAAAACCCUCAAAAUCACUUGGAAAAAAGGUCAGGACAAUUAACUGAAAAUGAUAUUUUCUUCAGGGAUUCCCAAGGCACAGUUUACAGUUUUGUUCCGCGUGUUUAAUGAGGAAUGUGGAGGUGGGGCUUUAUUCAGAACAGAGCACAGAGGUGUACCAAAGAUGGCAGGCCAUUCUCGGGUCUCUCCUUUGAUCUGUAGGACAGCAGAGGUGUUCUUUGACACUGACUCUCGUCUUAGCAGAGCUUUCUUGGUUUGUGAGGUCUGUGAGGUCUUUAACAAGUGCUUCAGCACAGAGCCCCCAGUGAGCUGGGACUCCGUUACACCAUUAAAAGGGAUGGCACUUUUCCAGGUGUUUUAGCUGAGAGGGGGCUGCUAUGUUUAGGAUCCAAACAUAUGCUUGUGAAAUUAAAAAAUUCCACUUGAAAUCUCUCUUUGUAUAUAUGCUUUCAAAAAAGAACAUUAUCUUUACCCAAAGUUUGAUGGCCCAUGGAGCAGAUUCUCACUUAAAGUUAGAGGCAGUUAGGUCUUGCUUACAAUUUUGGCUUCCUGGCUCCAUUUAAAUGGUGUGGUUUUCUUGUUCCAAGUCUAAGACUAAUAUAAUAGCUGGUCCUUUCUUUCAGCAGAUUAUGACCUCUAAGGGGAGAAGCAGUACUAAUGAGCCAAGAUACCAGAAGUAAAUUGGCCACAGGGAUGAAGGGCCAGGAAAAAGUCUAACAUUGUCACAAAUGUCUGUCCUAGAAGGGCCAAGACAAGCAAUGACCUUACGGGGCAAGAUGACAGCUUCCCACAGCCUCCCUGGGUUCUAAGAUCAUUCAGUUUUUUUCCCUGUGUUAACUGUUAUUAUUUCUUGCAUAUCUUCUUAAAUUCAUCUUCCUUAUAAAAGCUUCAGAAUUUUAAGUUAUUUAUAUAUUUUUUCUUAAUAGAAGAAUAAAAUUAAUAGAUCAAAUUGAGUAUUUCUAAAAUAAAAGGAUGUUCUGCUUUCUAAAUAUUCCAUGAAAUUCUUCUGUUUUUACCUUUCCUGUAUGGAGAUUCAACUUUGUGUCUUGUGAAUUUUGUGUUGGCCUUUCUGAAGGUAUUGCCCCUCUGCAUGGCCCAUCUGGUGUACUGGCAUCAACAGCAAGUUCUAUUUCUGCAUAUGUGAUAUGUUUUUUAACAUUCCAUUCUUAAAACUGCUCAUCGACCUAGCAACCAUUCUGUUUAAGUGACCUCACCAGUUUGGAACAUGGCCAUUGCUCCUUCUGUCACUUAUUCUACAGUCCUUCACUGCCAUUAGACAUU